AUGUUUUCGAGGGAUGUUUCACUGUCGGAGGUUGCAUACCAGAUUUCGAUUUUCUUGAUUAUGAUACAAGUAUAUUAUUGGGGUAGUAUGCUGGCGUGCUGGAAUAUUGAGCUUGCACCGGGCUUGGUGACGAUAGUCAAACUUGCCAUGGGGCAGGACACAAACCCUUUGUUACCGUUUGGAGUGGCUUUUCCUUUUGACCCACGAAAGGAUUGGAUAACGUAUAUAUUGGUUUAUGUUUAUGAGAUGUACUCAGCUUUUCGCUUUACAUAUGUCUAUAUAGGCAUUGAAAUUCUGAUGGUCACUCUAUGUGCACUCCUUAGUGCUGAAUUUUCAAUACUCAGAGAUGAUUUUAGACACAUUGAGCCCGAAUCAGAAGAAACAGAUAAUUCUGCACUAAAAAAUCUUGGUCGGAAACAUCAACAGCUCUUGAUGUACACGAAAUUGCUUGAUGCAAUUUUCAAUAAAAUUUUAUUUUUCGAUUUACUAUUUGUAACUGGCAUAAUGUGUCUCUUCGGAUUUGGUGCUACCGUGGCGGGAGGUGUUGUGGAGCUUGUAAACGAUUUCUUCUCCGUCAUUGCUUUAUUACUCCCCGUAUUCAUCUUUUGCUACUACAGUGAACAAGUAAAAGAAGAGUGCGUUGGUAUUGCCGAAGCGGCAUAUGACAACAAAUGGUACCAAGGCAGCGAAAGCUAUAAAAGGAUUAUACGUUUCGUUAUUACAAGGGCUCAAGAACCUUGUUGUUUAACAUCGAUGGGAUAUGCCCCGAUAACACUUAACACAUUUUCGAGGGUUAUGAGUACAACGUGGUCCUAUUUUUCUUUAAUAAGAACUGUUUUUACUGAAGAUUGAUUCAAUAAAGUUAUUAAAUAAGAA
Pieris rapae (cabbage white) is the source of this 876-nucleotide messenger RNA. RefSeq names its product odorant receptor 4-like. Bases 1 to 852 code for a protein of 283 amino acids. Gene Ontology annotation, biological process: detection of chemical stimulus involved in sensory perception of smell; sensory perception of smell. Lineage: Eukaryota; Metazoa; Arthropoda; Insecta; Lepidoptera; Pieridae. Gene Ontology annotation, cellular component: plasma membrane. The transcript has 8 exons. Gene Ontology annotation, molecular function: odorant binding; olfactory receptor activity. The record is from RefSeq and is a predicted model, not a curated record.